This is a messenger RNA of Zea mays, 1826 nucleotides long. RefSeq names its product RuvB-like protein 1. The transcript is spliced from 12 exons. The record is from RefSeq and is marked provisional. Lineage: Eukaryota; Viridiplantae; Streptophyta; Magnoliopsida; Poales; Poaceae. Bases 81 to 1448 code for a protein of 455 amino acids. Gene Ontology annotation, molecular function: ATP-dependent activity, acting on DNA; ATP binding; ATP hydrolysis activity.
CAAAUUUGUUGCGGCGGGAGAGCCGGAGAGGAGGCAGCUCCACAGAAACAGAGAGCGCAUAACCGGCGGCGUUGGCGGCGAUGAGGAUCGAGGAGGUGCAGUCGACCUCGAAGAAGCAGCGCAUCGCCACCCACACCCACAUCAAGGGACUCGGCCUCGACGCCAAUGGGAUGGCGAUUGCGUUGGCGGCGGGGUUCGUGGGCCAGGCGGCGGCGCGCGAGGCGGCCGGGCUGGCGGUCGACAUGAUUCGCCAGAAGAAGAUGGCCGGCCGCGCGGUGCUCCUUGCGGGUCCGCCCGCCACGGGCAAGACGGCGCUAGCGCUCGGCAUAGCCCAGGAGCUCGGCAGCAAGGUCCCUUUCUGUCCUAUGGUAGGAUCAGAAGUGUACUCCUCGGAGGUCAAGAAAACUGAGGUGCUGAUGGAAAAUUUCCGUAGAGCUAUAGGUUUGCGUAUAAAGGAAAACAAAGAGGUUUAUGAAGGAGAGGUUACUGAACUUUCCCCAGAAGAGGCUGAGAGUACAACUGGUGGAUAUGCAAAAAGCAUUAGCCAUGUAAUCAUCAGCUUAAAGACUGUUAAAGGGACUAAGCAACUGAAGUUAGAUUCUUCAAUUUAUGAUGCUCUGAUCAAGGAAAAGGUGGCAGUGGGUGAUGUUAUAUACAUCGAAGCAAAUAGUGGAGCAGUGAAAAGAGUUGGUAGAUGUGAUUCUUUUGCUACAGAAUACGAUCUUGAAGCUGAAGAGUAUGUUCCUAUCCCCAAAGGUGAAGUCCAUAAGAAAAAAGAAAUUGUGCAGGAUGUCACACUUCAUGACCUUGAUGCAGCAAAUGCUCAGCCACAAGGUGGCCAAGAUAUUUUGUCCCUUAUGGGCCAGAUGAUGAAACCACGAAAGACUGAAAUCACCGAAAAACUACGCCAAGAAAUUAAUAAGGUGGUAAAUAGAUAUAUCGAUGAAGGAAUUGCAGAGCUUGUACCUGGUGUUUUGUUCAUUGAUGAGGUCCACAUGUUGGAUAUCGAAUGUUUUUCUUAUCUUAACCGUGCAUUGGAGAGCCCAUUAUCACCAAUCGUGAUACUUGCUACAAAUAGGGGAAUAUGUAAUGUAAGAGGAACUGAUAUGACAAGUCCACAUGGUAUACCGGUGGAUCUUCUAGAUAGGCUGGUGAUUAUUCGGACAGAGACAUAUGGCCCUACUGAGAUGAUACAGAUAUUGGCUAUCCGAGCACAAGUGGAGGAGAUUGAUAUGGAUGAAGAAAGUCUUGCUUAUUUAGGCGAGAUCGGACAGCAGACAUCUUUGAGACAUGCUAUUCAAUUGAUAUCACCUGCCAGCGUGGUCUCAAAGACUAAUGGAAGAGAGAAAAUCUGCAAGGCUGAUCUCGAGGAAGUCAGUGGGCUCUAUUUGGAUGCCAAAUCCUCGGCUCGGCUGCUCCAGGAGCAACAAGAAAGAUACAUCACCUAGAUUUGGAUCUCCUGUCGUGGAAGUCUCGAAGAGAAUGUAGUUGCCAGCUCGAAAGUCAUCUAGUGCAUUGAUCUGCUUCACAGGUUCAUAGUCUACUGGUCUUGGAGCGAGCACAUUUCGGGGGGAACGGCUUGAAUUUUGCAGUGCCUGCUUGUGUUAGUCUCCAGAGAAGACUUGGUUCCGGCAUAUUGCUCGUUCACGCACUGUUCGCUGAUUAGAUUGGUCACCGGUGCAGGAAUUGCCGUGUGUGUUUUUAUCUUGCUCAUCGGUGUCCGGAGUCUGCCUCCACGGGUUGUAUUGGCCCGAACCCUAUCUUUGUAACCAUGGAUAAUGGAUAGGAUUCUUACAGAAUGCAACUUGCAUGGCUUUAUUAUUUCU